CCGAUUCAAUGUCUCGCUCGUUUGAUAAGAAUAAAUGCCUACAUUCUAUAAGUUAAUACAAAAAAAAAACUCCUCUCAUCCACCCUUUCUCAUAUACGUUAUUUUAUUCUCCUUUUUAAUCCUAUAUUCAAAAUGAAACUCAUUCCCUCCAUCUUCUUAGGUCUGAGCCCUCUUCUUCCAUCGACAUAUGCAUGGGGAACAUUAGGUCAUCAAACCGUAGCAUACGUAGCUACGAAUUUCGUAGCAGAUGAAACGAGAGAUUAUUUUCAAACGCUGCUGAAAAAUACAACGGAGAGUUAUUUGGCAGGAGUAGCGACGUGGGCUGAUAGCUUCAGAUAUACCAAGGCGGGGAAACAUACAGGCGCUUGGCAUUUUAUUGAUGCCCUGGAUGAUGUACCUAGGUCUUGCGGGGUUAAGUUUGCUAGGGAUUGUGGGGAGGAAGGGUGUGUGGUUGGAGCCAUUAUGAAUUUUACGAACCAAUUGCUCGACCCAGAUGCUGUGAGGUAUGACAAAUAUGUUGCUGCAAAGUUUAUCGUCCACUUUGUCGGAGACAUUCACCAGCCUCUUCAUGCCGAGAAUAUUGAUGUGGGAGGAAAUGCUAUCGCUGUAAAUUGGACUAGCAAAGCUACCAAUCUUCAUCACGUUUGGGAUUCGGCCAUCCCCGAAAAACUUGUUGGGGGCUAUUCAAUGAGUGAUGCUCAAGACUGGGCAAACGUGCUAACAUCCGCGAUUAAAUCCGGUGUAUACCAAGACCAAGCACAAUCAUGGCUUGAGGGUAUGGAUAUAAGUGAUCCAUUGACAACGGCCCUGGGCUGGGCUAGAGACUCAAAUGCUUUCAUAUGUACAACAGUCAUGCCAGAUGGAGCAGAUGCGUUACAGGGGAAGGAGUUGAGUGGUGAGUAUUAUGAAACGUCUGUGCCAGUUAUUCAACUGCAAGUUGCAAGGGCGGGCUAUAGGUUGGCGGCUUGGUUAGACAUGAUUGUUAGUGGUACCAAGACAGAGUUGUAGUAGUAUCGCUUAUGUUUUGUCCUUUCAGAACAUUAUGGGAACCUUCAGAGGGACUAGAAUGUAAUAUUGUUAAUGAGAUUGGAAUCAAUCGCUGUGAGAUGCUAAAGCAAAUAGUGAAAGAUACUGAAAAAAGGGGGCUAGAUAUACACAGAACAU
Botrytis porri is the source of this 1164-nucleotide messenger RNA. RefSeq lists its product as uncharacterized. Lineage: Eukaryota; Fungi; Ascomycota; Leotiomycetes; Helotiales; Sclerotiniaceae. The record is from RefSeq and is a predicted model, not a curated record. Gene Ontology annotation, biological process: DNA catabolic process. The coding region runs from base 133 to 1008 and encodes 291 amino acids. The transcript has 8 exons. Gene Ontology annotation, molecular function: endonuclease activity; nucleic acid binding.